GAGUGAACACUGUCACUUAACUUGAAACGUCUAAGUUAACAGGCGUACGUGAGGGGACGUGACGUCUGACGUCACUACACCCAACUGUUCAGGGCACGUAUCAAGAAAAUUCAAGAUGGCUGGACUUUAGCGAGGGAUGCAACGGAACGAAGAAAGGAGGAAAAACAUUUAUAUUCAUCAAAAAACCUGCACAACAACGAACAUUUUUUCGCCGUGCUGUUGCAAAAUUGACUUUUAUCUGUGUUUUGUGUUCCGGGGGGACCCGACUUCAGGAUUUCAAAGUUUCGCGCGCGAAGCGUACCAUAGAGCGGUUGGAUAUGAGAAGUUUGUCAUUCUGAGCAACAGUGUUGGUGAUUAUUUUGGAUUUGUGUGACCUCUUCUGCCCGCCCCAGUUCAAGAACAGAUGGAAGACUGCUCUUAACACCAAAACGGUUCAUAUUACUACACUGAAAUUUCAGCUCAUUUAAGUACACAUCAAGAUAUGGUUACUCCGCAGAAAUUUGUGCUCCGUGUAUGUGUUGCAACAGAUCUUGCCAUGAAGCUCAUUCUAACCGAGCGACCACAGUCAGUAGAAGAGCUCAAGAAUAUAAUGCAAGAGAAGUUUAAGCCAAGGCUGGACUGUGACUUUACCCUUCAAUAUGAAGAUCCUGACUUCGAUGGACAGCUCAGUGUUCUUAUGGAUAUUCAGGAGCUCCCUGAAAAAGGAACACUGAAAGUGGUGAGAUCUGAAAGUGAUGCAUCCUCCACUGGAAGCUCCGACACAGACAUACUUCCACAUGUACCUUUAAGACAGCGUCAGAAAAAUUGGCCAGAUUGUUUCCCUGUGCCAACUUUUUCUUAUGAAGUUGAGCAUGUAUGUGCACAGGGAAAUGCUGCCUUUGAAAGUUCUGGGAAGACAGUGAAAUUAACAAGAGCCCAAAAACACAAUAUCCUGGAAAACAUGGCUGAAACAAUGUACAAUUUCAAGCCAUAUCCGCAUGACAAGGAAGUUGGUAUGGCUGCUGAAGCUCUAAUAGCAGCUCAUCCAUGCCUUAGAGAACAUGGGAGUAAGAAUGGAUGGUAUGGAUGGAAGGUGGCCUUGAAGUUCAAGAUGGGGAAUUUUCGCACUAAGUUGGCCAGAUCUGGUUGUGCAGAGGUCUCCAUCAAUGCAGGCAAGAGGAGCCGAACCAACCCUGAAAAUGAUCAUCCUCAUUCGAACAUCAAAAGAGCCAGAAGAGCUGAGGUGAAUUUCCUGCCCAACUUUCCCAGGGGAGAGAAUGAGGCAACCUUGGAGGAAAUGAGAGUACAAAUCAUACAAGAGACUGAAAAGACUGAGAGAGACCAGAUACUGAUAGAAAAGCUCAUGCACACAACCUUUGCCCUUCGCCGCCAACACAUUGUUCAAGGAAGUCCACAGGUGCGGGAAUUCCUGGAGAACUGGCCGGCCUUGCGAAUGCAGUCACAGGUGUUUGCAGAGUUUCAUCGCAUUACAAACCUGAAUCUACGCAACCAGUUUUACUGUGAACUUGACCGAUACACACCAAAACUAGUUGCACUGUAUCGACAGAAGUCUUCAAGGACUGGAAAGGGAGCAGAGGCACUGCGAGAGAUGCUGAGAAUUUAUGACUUGGAGGAAGAACAUGAUAUCAACAUGCGACGCACUCUGGCUCUUCGUGCACUUCCAGUGUAUCUCCGGGAGGAUGACACUGAAUUCUACAAAACCUGUAAUGGUGAAGAUGAGAUGGAGACCACUGACACACCGCUAGCGAUCCUCUCUGUGGUCCCUGACUCCACUGGUUCCAUUAGCUUCAGCCCUGAGAACAUAUCCAUUGUGAUAGAGGAUGAAGUUGUUAUGAGCGAGCUUCCCAGGUUGGCUGAUGCAUUUGUGGUGCUGCUUGGUUUAAUCUAUGCAUUACACUUAGAUUAUCCAAAGAAGCUCACUCACACAUUCACAUUCAUCCAGAAAGUGCUGAUGUGUCUGGAUGAUAACAAACCACUGAAACCAUGCCUACUCUCCCUGAAAAAUGAUUUGUUAAAGGAAUAAACAAGCUGAGAAAUGCAUGCCUGCACUCAGCAGGCCAACAUUAUUACA
Messenger RNA from Seriola aureovittata, 2071 nucleotides. RefSeq lists its product as uncharacterized. The transcript has 8 exons. Bases 482 to 2023 code for a protein of 513 amino acids. Lineage: Eukaryota; Metazoa; Chordata; Actinopteri; Carangiformes; Carangidae. The record is from RefSeq and is a predicted model, not a curated record.